Molecule: messenger RNA, 1837 nt
Organism: Sorghum bicolor (sorghum)
Lineage: Eukaryota; Viridiplantae; Streptophyta; Magnoliopsida; Poales; Poaceae
Product: E3 ubiquitin-protein ligase RING1
Exons: 1
Coding region: 377-1468 (363 amino acids)
Biological process (GO): protein ubiquitination
Molecular function (GO): transferase activity
Source: RefSeq, a predicted model, not a curated record
GCCACCGUAGCAAAGAGCCAACCGAAAACACCCGCCUCGCCCUCCGUCAGCCACUACUCAGUCCAGACUCCAGACUGCAGUCUGCGGACACAAAAGUCACGCGUCGUCGUCAUGAUCGCGACGCCAUCGCGCGCUCGCGUCGCGCUCCCGCGGGCAAAGUCUUUCCUUCCCCACACGCACCGCGUCGGCCGUCGGGCAAAGUUUAAUGCGGCGUGCGAAGGAGCCAAGAAGUUACUGCACGCCCUUCUCUUCUCCCUCCGCGGCGUUACAGACCUGCCGUUUCCUCCUCGUUCUCACACUCCGUCCGUCGCCCACGAGCCACCGGGCCGCGCACCGGCCGCCACCGUCUCCGGCCUGACCUGACCGGCUUGCAUCGAUGGGUGCGCUUCCGCAACCAGACCCCAAGAACACUUCGUCCUGCGACGAUGGCCAAGGCCCAGAUCCCUCGUGCCCGCCUGAUGACGUUCCAGCUUCACCGCUGCCUUACCCUCUUCCUCCUCCUCCUCCUCCUCCUUCCCCCGCCUCCCACGGCCGGAGCACCUUCGUCACCGCCCUCAUCAUCGCCGUCCCGGUGCUCGCCUUCCUCGCGCUCUGCCUCUCCAUACUCAUCUUCGUCCGGCGCAGGCGGCUGCGGCGAGAGGCGCUCCUCGAAGCCGCCGCGCUGGCCCCGGCGGCGCCCGGCACCUUCCCCGACGACGGCGACGGGGGAGAAGGAGAAGUCGUGCACCACGCGUGGCACAUCCGGACCGUCGGGCUCGACGACGCGGCGAUCGAGUCCAUCGCGCUCACGCGGUACCGCGACGGCGUGCUCGGCGCCGCCGCCUCCGACUGCACCGUCUGCCUCGGCGAGUUCCAGGACGGCGAGCUCCUCCGGCUGCUCCCCAAGUGCGCCCACGCGUUCCACGUGCAGUGCAUCGACACCUGGCUCCGCGCCCACGUCAGCUGCCCGCUCUGCCGCGCCGACGUGAUGGUGGACCAUGCCGCCGCCGCCGCCGCCGCCGCGGGCGCCGACGCCGAGCAUCCCCCGGGGGGCGAUGCUGCCGACGCCGCCUCGGCCGAACAGUCCGCGAGCAAUACCCAGACCAUGGAACUGGAGCGGCCCGGCCAGCAGGCCAACGAGCAGCAAGAGCUGCGUGUCCAAAUCGAUCAGCCCCACCACUCCAGCUCGCUGUCGCUGGAACUGGACCGACGACCACGUCGGCAGAUUCCGCGCCCCGGAGCACGGGCACGGAACUUUCGGCGGGUGGCAUCCAUGGACUCGCCGGCGCCGCCGACGCCUGAAGACGAGCAGGCCGGUGGCGAGAAGCAGCAGGGGACAGGCGGUGCUGUUUGUGUUUGCUGCGAGGUGUCACCAGGACCUGGCCGCCAGCUGAAUCGCCCCGCCAUGAAGAGGUCAUUGUCCGCCAGCAGCCGGUGGACGCUCCUCUCGCGGCAUUGCCGCACGCGCAGCUCGCUUCUGCCGCUCUGACGGAACGGGGAUCUCUACCUGAUCUGCUGCGUAAGGAUGGAUUUUUUUGCCUGUCAGUGAUCACGCUUGUUUCUGCUGAUACUCUGUACAGUUUGCGAGUUGAGCGCAGAGGUUUUGCUCUACAGUCACACAUGCAUUUCAGACAGGUACAGAAAAAUGAAACUCUCGCUGCGCUGGAGAAACACUUGUAUACAGUACACCUCGUUUAUAUGGUAGAUUGGUAGUAAUAAGCUUGUUCAUUGCAAGCUUCAGAGGAAUGCCUGGACUGCUGUAUAAAAAAUCCAAAUGUUCUUCCUGUAACUGAAACUCCAUCUACUCGUAUUUCUUUCUUUUUUAAUCCGAGCACCGAGCUCAAGCACAUUUUUUCUC